Messenger RNA from Nannizzia gypsea CBS 118893, 2994 nucleotides. RefSeq lists its product as hypothetical. The coding region runs from base 1 to 2994 and encodes 997 amino acids. The transcript is spliced from 3 exons. The record is from RefSeq and is a predicted model, not a curated record. Gene Ontology annotation, molecular function: RNA binding. Lineage: Eukaryota; Fungi; Ascomycota; Eurotiomycetes; Onygenales; Arthrodermataceae.
AUGCUGCCGCCAUUUCGGAUAAAGGGCAUUGUUGGACAUCCGUUGCACCGCCGGCGCCGUUCUAGGAACGAUGACGGUUUCGAGUCUGACAGCGCUUCGAUUUCAAGCCCAGAUAACCGUCACAGGGCGGAGUUUGAAGUCCAAGGUGAUGGAGUAGUCCAGGUCUCCGCAAAAGAGUAUGACCGGACUAUAGAGGAACUCCCGCAAGCGAGGCUUCAGUAUCAGGAUGAAGACGAUGGCGAAACUGUGAUUGUCGGUUCAUCGUUAGAACUUUCUCAGCUUAUUGGUGAACUCCUACCGAAUAGCUACCGUCUACCUCUGAGCACACUCAACGCAGAUAAUGACCCUGUCAUGCAUACAUUUGAGAUUCAACAAACUCUUCCAGUGGUAGACGUUUGGAGAAACUUUCGUCUGAGAACUGUGAGCAACAGUAUUUCCGGGCAGCCGUCCUGUCAAAUUAUUCCCGCCAACACUGGUUAUCGGUCAAACGCGAAUUACUGCUUGACGAGUGGUCUCCCGGAACCCUCAUCCGCUGCAAACAAAGCAUCUGCUGUUCAAGCAGAUAUUCAGCAGGGGGGUGUCUCACCGGGACAGCGUGGGGCCCACUUAAGUGCGCUAGCGAACAAGGAAGACCAUAAACUAUAUCCAGCUGUCAUAGAUACCUCAUCCGAUAUACACACCGGGCUAAACAAUGAUGUGAAUCUUGAAUCGUCUUGUGAAGGAUCCUCGGCAGGAAACAAAUUUAUUACUGAAGAAGGGAAGAAACAGGCAUAUGCUGCCGGAAAGCGUAUGCGCGAAGACUACAAAGCAUACUGGCGUGGCUCAUAUCGCCCAGAACUAGAAGAAGGCCCUACGGCUAGUGAUUCUGGAGAUUUCUGGAGCACUUACAAACCAGCACACCAAUUUUCUGGUCAUUCCCUUAGCACGAGGGAAAGGGAACCCAAUAGCAGGGAAUCCCCCAUUGAAGCAUUCCCCAAACCACUUCUAUCAGAAUUCGAAGCCGAGCUUUCCCGGCUUAUGGCACAAAAUUCGAAAUCGGAAUCACAGGACAAGCCUACUGAAGGCACGACAACCACAGCGGCCAAGGAACUCUUUUCCAGCUCAGUUUCCACAGGGGUGCAGGAGCCGGAAACACAGUCAGCUGAGAGCGUUACUGCUCGGCCAACUUCAGACAAAGCACCAGAGAGCUCUGAGGCUAUAUCCCAUAUAGUUACAGUCUUUGGAAAGUCUUUCCAAUCCCUCCUAUCUCGAGUAAAUAUUCUUACAGCCGAGUUAGCGGACCGCCUGCCUGAGGUUGAGCAGAGAGUUACAGACUUACAGCAUCACAUACCCGAUCAGAUGCAAAAUACCAUCCACGAAACUCUCCAGGUUAUGGGCAGUCAUAUCCAAACUUUAGCAGAAAUUAUGCAGCAGGCAGCUACGUCCGCAAGGUCAUCUUCCGUUGCAACCAGUGAAGCAGAGAGAGUGGUUACUGCUCAGCUGAAUAAUCUGCGAACCCUUGCGUCCGACAUACGGGAAAUCGGCGGUUCACUCAUUGCAGGCUUUGAGAAAGGCCUCAAGUCACAGGAAAACUGUGCUAGCAAAGGCACGGCCGACCCAUCAUUAGCCCCUGAAGCAGUGAACCCUGAAACAAAAGACAUCUUCAUCGGUAAUCUACCCCCAGAUGCCACAGAAGAAUCAGUCAUUUCAGCCCUUGCAAGCCAAGGGUUUGUCGGGACUGUGAUGUUUCCUAGAGAUAGUUUGACGGGUGAUCAUUCCGGCUUCUGCUAUGUUCACUUCCCUUCCGCCUACGCUGCAUCUGCUGCACUGCAAGCCCUUAGAGGCACUCUCAUUGGGGACUAUAGCAUUAAUGUUGAGUCCGCAAGCGAGAAUUUGUCCCCCGAGACUAGCAACGUCUUUGAGCCUCCCGAGGCCCAUAUUCAACAGUCCACUCCCAAAUUUUCACACCCGACAACUGAAGCCGAGAGGCCCAGCUAUCCAUCGAUAGUUCCAGUGAGUGAACUGGACAAUGAUACCGGCAGUACUAUACAGCCAGAGCAACAUCUGCGAACCUCAUCCCUAUUUGAACCAGUCGCAGUCCCAAUUUCCGAGGUACAAGGCAAUACUCAGCCAGCACCUAGCACAGCGUUACUUGAUAAAUCGGAGGCAAACCUUGCCGAACGCUAUCCGUCUCUCUUUGCAUCUCAAGAUACCAACAGUCUCAAUGCAAGGCCACUACCCAAUACAUAUGAUAAUUCCAACCCCUUGUCCAUGCCUAAUGACAAUGACUCCGGACUUAAUCGGUACCCCUCAAUGCAACAGCUUGAACAGCAGCAUCUUUUCAUGCACGCCCCUCAACCAGCCUGGCCCUCCCCUAGACCUCAGACUGGAAACAAUAUUAAGCAUGGUAGCGCUGGGGAACCAUCAGCUCCCCCGGUUCCCAGCCGAAUCCCUGGGUCAUGGCCAUGGGACCAGGAUAGCCAAAGCACCAUACCUUCUAGGUCCAACACGGGCGGGGGCCGAGCUGAGCGCAACAGCUCCCGCGACCUGAACCAUCUUAAUCCUCCUGUACUAUCAGAUCUUUCCAGCCCUUUUAACCCACGUCCUCGCCGCAGCUCCCCAUUCCCCCCACCAAACACGUCCUCACUGCGUCGAAGUGCAACAGAGCGUGUGCGGAGACCCCGCCAAAGCCCCUUUCAGUAUAAUCCUUACCCACAGCGUCCCUCCAGCACCUAUGAGCUGGCAGACAUCAGCACUGGCUGUGAACACCCUUCGGACCUUCCUGGAACUUUUCCCCGUGACGUUCAGACGGCAACCGUGGCGGAAGCACCACAAAACGACCCAAUAGAACUAUGUCUGUCACAGCUGAGAGCUCUUGGUUUCGGUGACGAUAAGUCUCAAGAUGUUAAUAGGCUCCGUAUUUUCGCCGAAGCUGCUAAUGGAGACCUGGAAGAGGCAAUUGAGAUGAUUGAAGAAGAGAGAAAGGCUUAUGAGCAGCGUCAUGUGCAGUUUUGA